Lactuca virosa is the source of this 1038-nucleotide messenger RNA. Lineage: Eukaryota; Viridiplantae; Streptophyta; Magnoliopsida; Asterales; Asteraceae. The record is from the annotation of a GenBank genome assembly.
AUGAGACUGAGACACCUCUUCAGCUCUUGUAUUUUUGCGCCUCUACCUUUUGUCCUUUAUCUACGUCUUUAUCCACUCUAUCACCAUCAUCAUAAAGGUACCCACAUCGCUCCAUCUCUCUCGCUCUCAACCCCUAAUCCCCACUGGAAGGAAAAUUUGUGUCAUCUCUUAUCUCUAUCACCGCCUGCUGCUCUGUGCUUCGUGUCUCUGAGGCUCAGGAGGGAAGAGGCGACAGAGCCUAUGCUCCUUCAUGUAGAUUUUCUCGAUAUAAAGUUGAAGACAGUAUUUGCAGACAGAGAACUCGAAAAGGCAAUGGCCCCACCAUGCAUAGAGCUCGCAAAGCUUUUCUCAGUAGCUGUAGAUUUUCCAAAAACCCGUGUCCCCGCAGAAAUCCCUGCAAAUCUUCGUGUCAAAGAGUACCCUGAUUUCAUGGAAAAAUCCAACAAAACAACGUACGAAUCAUAUAACGUGAUUGGGAAACUCUUUCGUGAGGUCAAAGACAUCGCCCCACAAAACAGCCAGGUCAACCCGUUCACGCGUGACGUGGCGAGACAAACGUACGAUGUUGACUUGGAAGUCAGCGGGUUUGAGUACUAUGUUGAUGAAGCUUUUGAUUUUAAAACUGAGUAUGAUUACAAAUUGGGUAAUUUGAUGGAUUAUUAUGGGAUUAAAACCGAGGCUGAAUUGUUGAGUGGGAGUAUUAUGAAAAUGUCGAGGUCGUUUGAUGGGAGGAAUGGUUUGGCUGUGAAGUCUUUGAGAAAGGAAGCGAGGAAUUGGUUUUGGAAGGGUAGAGGCAAUGUGGAUGUUGGAGAUGAUGAUGUGUAUGCGAAAGCAUCUGCAUGGUAUCAUGUGACAUAUCAUCCGGAUUAUUGGGGUAAAUAUAAUGAGGAUAUGAAAACACGUGAUCAUUUUUUGAGUUUUCCUUGGUGUGUGCAUGAUAAGCUUAUUGAGAUUAAGAGAAGCAAGGGGAGGGUUAGAAGAAAUGUUGAUACUGAUUGGCUUCAACAGCAGUUUAGCACUGCUUUAAAUCUGAUAUGA